ACCGCCUGGCCGUGCACGACCUGCGCGGCGCGUGGACCAAGCUCAACAGGGACGUCGCCUUCGCGCUCAUCGACACCUACAUCAAGACACAGCAACUGAAAAAGAAUCUAUCAACGAAGGCGUUGAAAGAAGAGGACAAGUCGUCCACGUCACCUAAACACCAACGCGAAAGUGACGUUGUGUCACCUCCCCCCACGACUGCACAGACUGGUAGUGGAGGGGGUGGCGGUGCCUGCGCAGAGGGGAUGCUUGCCGCGCUGGUGGCGGAGGCGGGCGAGGCGGGGGGCGAGGCGCCCGUCGUGUUCAGCGACGAGCUGGCGGGCGCCGAGGGGGACGCGCCCCACCAGCGACACGUGCUCGACGACGACGACGCGCACACCGCCUGUCUCGUGGAGCUGGUGAACUCGCAAGUGGUGCUGAAGGGGUGCGAGACGCGCGGGUACGUGAUCCUGUGUGCCGCACGCGCGGAGGUGCGGCAGCGGGUGCGGCGCUCGCCCGCCGCCACCUCCUGGAGCGGCGCACUGUCCGCCAUGCAGUACUACGCGACCGUCAGCGCGGCCGACCGGGACCAACUGGACGAGAACAUCCAGUGGGUGUCGGUGGAGGAGAUAGAGGAGCGCUGGAGCGGCGCCGAGAUCAGCACGCUGCCCGACGUGCCGCGCCUCGUGGGCAGCGGGCACUCGGCCGGCGGGGUCAUCGGCUGCACCGUGGGCCCUUCGGACACCGGCCUGGCGCAGCUGCAACGGAUAGUAUCGCGUUGUGCGUGCGAGUUCCACUACGUGUCGCAGGAGAGCGAGGACGGUGGCGGCGCUGGUGCGGGUUGGGCCUCCGCCCCCGAGCCCUACGACUCUUUCACACUGAUGCACCACGAUCUUGACGUGUGCACCAACUCGCUCCAGUACGCGAUGUUGCUGGACGUGAUCAAUAACGUCGUGUUGCACGUGGAGCCGGAGCGGAGACGAGCGCUGGAGCGACGCGCACGCAUGCGGUUCCAGCUGCAGCUGCACCGCGACACCGACCCGCGGCACCUGGUGCACAAGCUGCAGACACAGGUUAGAGAAUCGCUUGCGAGGUUGCGCCGCUUGGAAAAGGAAUAUUAUCUGAAGAAUAGAUCUAUCACGGGUAAUGAUCCCGUCGCAUUAGCGGAGCUGAAGAGUCUCGAUGAUCAAGUGAACGAGUGCAAGGAGGCGGCGUGGUCGCUGGGCUCGGAGCUGGACGCCAUGGUGAGCGCGUGGCGCGGGGGCGGGCCCGACGCGGCGGCCGGCCCGCGCGCGCCGGCCGCGCGGCCGCACCGCUACAACGAGAUCUGCUUCAAGUCGGCGCGCUGGCGGCUCACGGACGCCGACGGCCAGCUCGGCAUCGCCGACCUGCUGCUCACCAACUUCCUGUACACGAAGACAUCGCGGUCAGAUGACUCUGUGGAGCAUCAGCUCGAAGUCGGUUACGUGCGCGUCACGAACCUGCUGCCCAACGAGCCCUUCCCAGAGGUGCUGGUUCCGCAGGCGGCGUCAGGUCGCGCGCCGCUGGCUCGCCGCGCGGCCUUGCGUGUGUUCUGUCGCGACCGACCGCCCGUCGGGGGCAUCGCGGUCAAGGAGCACUUCGAGGUCAACAUCGUGCCCAUCAAAAUAGGUCUAACAAAGAAAUUCUUCAACACAAUGCUCAAGUUCUGCUUCCCGGAGCGCGACCCAGACGCGAUGGAAGAUGGCGAAGAUGAAGGAGGAGAGGGUGGGACUACGGGGAGUGGAGGCGGCCGCGCUAGCACAACGCUCAGCAGCAAGAAGUCGAGGAAGAAGAAUAAGGACUCUAACUCUAACUUCUAUGUGAAGAGAGAUAAAAAGGACAAGGAUGAUGUUGAGAAAAUGAAGGAACGCGCCGAGAAAAACAAAUUAUUCAUCUACAUAAAGAUCCCUGAGGUACCCGUGCGUGUCUCGUACAAGGGUAACAAGGAGAAAAAUUUGGAAGACGUGCGGGACCUGCCGUUGGUCCUACCCACUCUGGAGUACCACAAUGUCACCUGGACCUGGCUUGAUCUACUGCUCGCCACCAAGAACGACACCAGAAGGGUCCUGGUGUCGCAGGCUAUCAGACAGAAGCUGCAACUUCACCGUCGCGCCGCGGCCGCACCUGAACCGCUCGAGGAGGACAAGGCGCGUCUGUUACUCGGCGACCGUACGGUGCCAGAGAACAAGCCUCAGAAGAAGAGUGCUCCGAGCGUGUUCAAGUUCUCCAAGUCAUAGCAGGCCACGUGUGGAGUGCGAUUAUCUGUAUACGGGGGACACGCAAGUGAAAACCGCUCGAAUGGAUUCGUAUUGAAAGUCUUAGUAAAAAUACAGAAAAUAAUAUUAGUAGACUUAGUUUUUCGUUUAUGUUACCUCAUAUUAAUGAUCCUUAGAAAAAUGUUUUGAAUGCGUGGUUUUAAUAUAAGGAGAAAUAUUUUUAUAUGUUAUUUAAGAAGGUCGAGACGGACAAAAUGUAAGCGUAUCAAAGACUUGUUAACUUGUAUUUAUUGUAAUAAGUAUAUUCCUAUUAGUUUGAUAGUUCAAUAUUGGAUUUAUUUAUGCAUAAUUAUAUUAUCCGAGAUUAGCGCAAAUAGUAAAUAUGCCUCGAAUGUUUUGCUGUUGAAUCCUGCAAUCUUCGAUUGUCAAAUAUUUUCAGGUUUUACACCGAGCCCUACCCCGAAUGAGGUUUUUGCGACCGAAUCUAAGGAGUGUAGUGCACGUGACAUGCAAUAGGGGGAGGCCAAAACUCUCCAGUCGGAUGCCACAUCUAAAAUUUCUAAAACUCAUUAAAUAUUAUUUAUAUGAUAGGAGGACAAAUGAGUGUCCAAUGUAAGUGAUCACCGCCCAUGCUCUAUUGCAAAAGGAAUUUCAAAAGCAUUGCAAGCAUUUUUACACGUUUUUUAUUAGCUUCACCUGUAUGUAUGUAUGUUUGUUUGUAACAGACUCAUUUGGGUGCGCUUUUGACCCGAUUGAGGACCUAUGACAAUACAUUAAUUUAAAAAUAUCAUUCAUUCAUUUUGCAUUUUGCAAAAUAAGAUUUUUGUUUCUACAUAUUUUUUUUCAUCUAUCGUCGAUAAGUAGGAAUUGAUGUUCUGUUUAAAUUUCAGUGUUUAGCCUCGAUGUUAUAUUUUCAAAAAUCAAAAGUUGCUUCGUGUAUUUUAUCUGUGGUGGGCCAAAGAUAAUAUACAUGUGUUCCACGGUUAUGCCACAUGAAGGGGAAGUACCUUAAAUAUUGUAUAUGUACAAUUUGACUGAAAGAAGACUUUACUUUAAUAAUUGACUGCCUUCAUCGAUUUUUAAAUAAUUUCCAUUAUAAUGCCAGUUUUGUAUUCUUACGGAUUGCCGUAAGCUGACAUUGGUCAGCUUUUCAUUUUGUGAACAAAAUUUUACAUCAAAUGUUAAAAUUAAUUGUGUUACUUUUAUUUCUGAUGCUAUAUUAUAUAGCUUAUAACAAGACUUAUGAUGAAGCCUUUCGAUCCCUGUAGCUUUAUCAUAUAAAGCUGUUUGUUAAGGGUGUUUUUUUUACACAUGUAGCGGGUUGAUCUCCCUUUUCAAUGAGGCAAUUUUUAAUAGGGCAAAUAUUAUUAAAAAUCUAUGAAUGCAGUUUAAAUUAUUUUUUUAAUUUUAAAAAACUUCUUCUUCAUUUUAAAAGUCUUCUCAUAGUAAAAUGUAACAUCUACAAUAUUUAAGGUACUUCCCCUCAUGUGGUAUACCAGUGGGUCCACCUGUAUUCGGAUGAAUGUUUUUUUUGUCACCACAUAUUCCGACCAAGUUGAAUCUGGAAUUAAUUUUGGAAACUACAUACUUGCGGCUACUAAUUUGCAAUACUCUCGCUUUGUUAUUAAUAUACGCGAACUAAAGUUAUUCCAAGCUUAAAACUUUUUGUCUUUAUCUUACCUUUGUCACUACAGAAAUACAUGACAGGGAGACGUAAUUUUAAACUUGGAGUAACUCUACAUUGCGUUUAUUAUUUAGACAGCCAAGUUCGACUGAGCAUAAUUUAAUAACGGCCGAUUGCAAUAACGUAUCUCUAGUUACGGAUACAUUGCUGUCACCGUUUAAUGACAAGAUCUUAUCUAUCCAUAGUUAUUGCCAGUAUAGUUAUAGUCCAAUGCUUUAUGUCGAUAGGUUAUUGAAAUGUAAGUAAGCGUAAAAGGACAGAUUUGUCUACCUCUAGUAAGUUAAACUAAGGAUAGAUAGGUAUAUUGAAAACGGCCGUAAACCGAUGAUAUUUAUUGGUUUGAAAUAAGUAUUGUUAUAUGGUAUUAAAUGUAGUACUUAAUGUCUAUUUUUGGUAAUAGCAACAUAAAAACAUUAUUUUAUACUUAUUAAACAAAUCCACUUACUCAAAUCCACAAUCAUAAUAAUUAAUAUAUCAACUUAUUAUAUUAUGUUUUUACAAUGGAAGAGCGGGGCCUCCUACUACAGGCAACUCUUUGCUUUAAAGGAGACCCCAACACUAAUUGUAUUUUGUUGUAAUAAAUAAAUAUUUGUAUUUGUAUUUUGUAUCUUGAUAUAUCAUAAAUUGUUUCAUGUUUCUAAUUAACAUAAUUUACUUCUGAAAUUCGCCAAUAUAUAGUAAACAAUUGCAUUGAUCUGAAUUUAAACUUGUCAGUAUAUUAUUGUCUUAUAAAAUAAUUAAGGUUAUUUAAAACCCUAUAAGAAUUUGCUGCUGUUAUCAAAAGUAAAUCUUUUAUUAGUUAAAAAUCAAUAUAUCCAAUGAUGUUAAAAUCUAGAAAUGUUAUGACAAAACGUGAUAGUGAGGCACGACUUUGUGAGUUCAAGUUUUGUAAGACCAUUAGUAUUUAUACUUUAUAUUGUUGUGAUCAUUGUGGCUAAUGAAUAUAUUAUUAUUAUGAAUCUA
Messenger RNA from Leptidea sinapis, 4863 nucleotides. It is a transcript of the gene hob, whose product is annotated as protein KIAA0100. The transcript has 16 exons. Bases 246 to 2237 code for a protein of 663 amino acids. The record is from RefSeq and is a predicted model, not a curated record. NCBI's taxonomy places the organism in Eukaryota, Metazoa, Arthropoda, Insecta, Lepidoptera, Pieridae.